AUGCAGUCAAGGAAAAUUCGUUGGAUUAUUCAAGUCGAAGAUAAUCCAUGGCAAGGUGAGACCGUCGAAGAACAAAUUUCUAGCAUCAAAGAUGAGCGGGAAGACGUACAGAAGAAAACAUUUGCCAAAUGGAUAAAUUCACAGUUACUUAAGAAUCAUCACGAACCGAUUUCCGAUUUAUUCGUCGACCUGAGAGAUGGAAAUCGAUUGCUGUCGCUUUUGGAAGUCCUCACGUCGAAAGUCUACAAAAGGGAACGUGGUCGAAUGAGAGUUCAUCAUCUGAACAACGUUAACAAAGCAUUGCAAAUUCUUGAACAAAAUAACGUGAAACUCGUAAAUAUUAGCAGCAACGAUAUCGUUGACGGGAAUCCUAAGCUAACACUCGGAUUAGUAUGGAGUAUUAUCCUUCACUGGCAGGUACAUUACCAUUUGAAAGAUUUAAUGACAGAGCUGCAGCAGACGAAUUUGGAGAAAACCCUUUUAGCGUGGUGUCGUCAGAAUUCGCAGAAUUAUCCUGGAGUUGAUAUUAAAAAUUUCACGACAUCCUGGUCGGAUGGUCUGGCGUUCAACGCGAUUCUGCACAAAUGGAAACCUCAUUUGUUCGAUUUUAACAACAUAUCGCGUAAACAUCCGAACGCUAGACUAGAUCACGCGUUUCGUAUCGCUCAGGAACAGUUGGGUAUCGAACGUUUGUUGGAUCCAGAAGAUGUGAACACAUCUGUGCCAGAUAAAAAGUCAAUAAUGAUGUACGUUAUGUGCCUGUUCCAAUCGUUACCUCAUUCCGGAGAUGAUAUAGGCGAGCUAGAUCUUUCUGUAGCGAGCGACGGUAGUCCGGUUACAACACCAGGAGCAGAGAAUUAUUUGCAGAAUACGUUAUCUUUCACAAAUUUCGGAACGCCGACGUCACGGCCGAUGAGUCUAGCAACGAACGUAUCGGUGGAACUUGGUGGUUACCAGGUUGCACUCGAGGAAGUUUUAACCUGGCUUCUGGAGGCAGAGGAUAAAUUAAAUCACGCUCCAGAGCCUGGGUCGAGCUUGGAGAUAUUGAAGCAACAAUUUCACGAACACGAGACAUUUUUGAUGGAGCUGUCCGGACACCAGGAUGGAGUCGGUGCUGUGUUGGAGGAAGGUGCGAGAUUAUUAGCCGAAGGUGGUUUGCAUAAAGACGAGGAGCACGAAGUUCGUGUUCAAAUGUCGUUGCUGAACUCUCGAUGGGAAGGUCUUCGAAUGCGUGCAAUGGAAAGACAAACGAAAAUUCACGAGGUUCUUAUGCAAAUGCAGCAAGGCCAGCUAGAUGCGUUGCGGCAGUGGUUAACAAGGACAGAAGACAGGAUUUCGCUAAUGGCGGCGAUUGAAUUGAAUCAAUCUGCCUUAGAUGAGCAACUUAAACAAUUAAACGAACUGGAACAAGAUAUCGAGGCGCAACAAGGAGUUGUCGAUGGUAUGAGGAACAUGGUGGUUGUUGUGGAUGAAGAAAACUCCGAGGCGGUUUAUGCUCAAAUGGAAGAUCAAUUAUCUGCCCUUGGAGAACGAUGGACCCAUAUUUGUCAGUGGAAGGAAGAAAGGAGGCAACGUUUGCUAGCGUUUUCCGCGCUUUGGCAGAGUGUCAACGACGAUUACAAGAGAUUAGUAUCGUGGUUGAAUGAAACUGAAAUCACGUUGAAACAGAUGGAGGCAAAUCCGGCAUCCGAGCUCGGUGAAGUACUCGAGAGAAUAAAAAAGUUACAACUUUUGAAAAUAGAAAUGGACGCAAAUCAAAGGAAGUUAACGUCGUUGCAAGAAUCGGUCCAAGAAUUUGAAGGCCAAAGCACUUCGUCAGAGUGUAUUAGUAUAUUAGAGAAGAUCGAGUAUCUGCAGGAUCGAUGGGAAGCUGUGGGGCAAAUAAUGGAAGUACAGUCACAAAGGAUAACUAGUUCGGGAUUUGAAUUCGAUCUAAAGUCCGAGAGGGAAACCACAGUGAUUACAGGCAACGAUUGGAUGACUGAAACAGUAACGAGCAUCGCUUAUAAAGAAGAAAUCGCUGCAACGUCUACACCACAUAGCGAUUCCAAGAAACGUCGUGUGGAUAGCACAUUUAGGCAUGAAUUCGAAUCUGCAUUACAUAAUCUAUACAAAUGGCUCGAUUAUGUUGAUUUGGAAAUCGGACGAUCUGAGGGAGUGUUCGAUGAAUUAAGCGUUGAAGAGAAAAAAGUAGUUUACAAUGAUACAAUAGCUGAUAUAGAAGCACACAGGGAUGAUUAUAAUAGAGUUUUGGAAUUGGGAAAACAGCUUCUUGGUGAAUUGAAGAAUGCUAAUGAAUCAAUCGAAGGAGAAGAAUCGAAACUUAAAGACAUACAGAAUUGUUGGAUGGCGACAAAUAAUCGGCUUGAAGAAAUAAAGACUCGUAUAGAAUAUCUGGAAGAAGUGAAAAGAUUUCGAACGGAAUUGGCUAGUUUAAAUUUAAUGUUGGACAGCUAUUCUAAAUGGUUCGACUCGAAUAAAGGAAACGGUCAAGUGGAACCGUUUAGGGUAAAAUUGAAGUCGAUGAAGUCUCACGAAGAACGUAUUAAAAAGUUAUUAGAAAAAGCCAAAGAAUUAUCAGAAAAUCAAACUGGUAUCAAUGAAACUGUUAAUGUAAAUGCAGAUAUACAAACGUUUGUUUGUAGCUGGGAAAAGUUGUAUAAAAUACUAUCCGAAAGGUUAGCUGAAUUAAAUGAUGCUGUUGAUAAAACACCACCAAAGAAAUACACAGAUGCAGUUGCCAGUCUCACUUCUUUUAUUAAUAACGUGGAAAGCAUGUUAUUAUCGGAACAUAUCGUGAUGUCAGAUGACAAGACAAUGACGGAACAAUUAAAAAAGUUUAGCGACCUGCAAAAUUCUUUAAAGGAACAUCAAGAGGUUUUUAAUUAUGUAAAUAGUGUUGGACAUGAACUAAUAAUGAAAACUGGCGGAGAUUCGCAGGGGCAAAGGCACAAAGAUGUACUGCAAGAUCUUAAUACCAAAUGGAGCGACAUUCCUAUAAUAUUAGAAGAACGUCAACAGAACCUUUUAAAAGACAUGCAGUCUUUAAAGAUAUUUAAUAACGAACUUUCGGAUCUUGAAAACUGGCUUGAGAAAUCGUAUCGAUAUCUAGAAGAAUUGUCGAAAGAUUGUACAUCAAAUGAUAUCGAAACUAUGGAGUUUAAGUUGAAGCAAAUUCAAUCCUUCUGCGAGGAAAUAAAUCAAACAAAACCUACAAUAGAAAGACUUCAAACAUCUACAAAUAGACUACUUGAAAAUUCUGAACCAAAAUUCGCGAGCGUGUUAAACAAUAAAUUGGAAGUUGUAUCGUAUAAGUGGAAUGCUAUUGUCGAUGGUGCUAAAAGUUUAAAUGACAAGUACGAGGAUACUUUGAAAAGAAAUGAUGAAAUCAUAAAUGGAAUAGAAGAUUUUACAAAAUGGUUAUCAGCUUUAGAAAAAGAAAUACCAGUUGAAACGAAAAUAACGUCAUCUGUUGAAUUAUUUCAAGUUCGUGGUCGAUAUCAAUCGUUGAAAGAAAAAAUAGAUAAACGAGUGGAAGAAUUUCGAAACCUUAAUGAAAUGGGGAAUGAUAAAUUGUUAAGUUCCGAAGGAUCUUCCGUGCAAGAGCUUGGCAGACGGUUUACGUUCUUGAAUGCUCGAUGGACAGACGUGACAGAUCGCAUUUAUGAACGAUAUAGACAUUUACAAAAUGCUAGUCACGAGUACGGUGAAUUUCGUGCUUUGGUUGCACAAGAAAGUGAUUGGUUGGAUAAAUUAGAUAAGAGAUUGAAGAAAUCAACAGAAACUGCUGCAGACGCUGAAGAAAUAUCGGAAGAACUUGAUGAUUUGGAGAAUUAUAUACGGAAUCAUCCAGAAUUAAGACUUGAAAAAAUUCAAGAAAUUGGGAAACAGUUAGUUGAAAGUAAUAUUAUGACACAGUCCAUUCAAGCAGAUGUGGAGAGUUUAACAAGUCGUUGGGAAACCCUAAGUAAUCAGGCAGGGCAGCGAGCAAAGCUGCUGGAAGGAUCGGUGAAGCAAGCGCAACAGUCAGAAGGACGUAUUCUCGCUCUUCAACACUCCUUAAUGCAAAUAGAUUCUGUACUAACUGCACGUCUUGACAGCGACCUUACUGCUGAUGAUUUGCCUCAUGAUUAUCAGAAAUUAAUGGAAGAAAUGGAACAUCAACGUGCAACACUUCAUGAAAUGGCAUUACAAAUUGAAUCAUAUAAAGCUUCUGGAAAACAAGAAGCAGCACUCAGGUUACAAGAGCAAUUGACUCUUAUUGAACAAAAGUUUUCUGACGUUCAAAAGAAAUUUCAGCGUUUCCGAUGUCCGACAAAUUUAGAACCUAGACUAUCUAGAGCUUUACGCGAACUUAGAGGGAUAGAAGAAGCAACUUGCUUAUUAGAAUUAUCAUCAGAAGAUCCAGAGGUUAUUGAAGGACAACUUAAACACUGUUUGCGUUUUUAUCAAACAUUAAGUGAAAUUAAGAGCGAGAUAGAAAAUAUUAUAGUAACUGGUAGAAAAUUAGUUGAAGAAAACACUGUUGGUGAACCAGAUAAAUUUUCAAGACGAAUUGAUAUGUUAAAAGAAUUGUACAAUAAGCUUGGACUACAUAUAACUAAAUCGAAAUCAUGCUUGGAGACAGCCUUGGAUUUAUCACGUGAUAUGUAUAAAAACAUGUCUUAUAUUAACAUGUCUAUAGACAGUAUUAAUAAAGAAUUAGAUACGCAGAAAAAUAUGCCUGAUCUUCCUGUUAACGCGAUAUAUGUACGAGAAACUUUAACAGAAGUAGUACCACGCUUAAACGUUCAGAAAGAUAAGUUAUUACAUUCUCAAGAACAAUUUUCUAAACUUUGUGAUCCAAUGUAUUUAGAGCAACUUAAAGAUAAGUUGUCCGAUGUUGUUAUCCGAUUAGUAAAUACUGAAAAGAGAUUAAGACUUUGCAAUGCUUCAGAGGAAGAACCUAAUGUUGAUGAAAUAAAUGCAUGGCUUUUACAAAUCGAAGAAAAACUGAAUAAAUUAGAUGGCGUUCCGGUUGAUCAGUUGACGGAAAAUCAUUUUGAACAAUGCAAAGCCGUUCAAAGUGAAAUGAUUGCAGCAAAACCAACAGUCAAUGAAUUGCAACGUUACACCUAUUACCCGAAAGUAGCGGACGUCUAUAAGAAAUGGGAAGACAUGUCCAAUAGAAUACAGGAAUGGAUCCACAAAAUCACAGACAGUUUAUUAAUAAAAAGUAAGGUGGGAGAAACUAAGGGGAGAGACAAUUAUGGACGCACUAAAUUGUCUAGACAGCCGGAUCAAACUUCGGUGCAACUAGCUAAAAAAGAAAAUAAAUUAAUAGAUGAGAAUGAGGAAAUAUAUGGUAUAGGAUAUCUUAAUCCUGCGUUUGAUGAAAGUCAGUGUAACGUUAUACGUACACCUGAAAGUUCACCAAUUGAUAUCGUUCAUCGAAGCCGGAAAUCUUCUGUAAAAUCUGAGAAAGUAAAGGCUAAAAUCGUAGAUGUUAGUAGAACCGUUAGACGAAAGUUAGAUAUGAGUUCUGUACCCGAUGUUGUUCAAACCUCUCAACCACAAGUCGUUCAUAUCGACGACGAUCUACCUUCUUCAUCUCCUGAUACAGACGUGUACAUGGCCGAUGAAGAAUUCUUCUUGUCCAAAAAUAGUAAAUUAUUUUCCCAAGUUUCUUCUAAUACACUAAUUACAACAGAUUCAAAACCGUUCAACAUGUAUAACACGCAGACGAAUCCCUUCUGCAUUGUAGAAGUGAAAGAAAUGGAAAUAGUAAAAUCAGUUGCAUCUCCCGAAGAUCACGUAAUAUUACCAAGUGCAAAUGUCAGUGUAGGAUUAAUGCCCCAAGUUGUUGAAAGAGUAGAGAUUAUUGAGGAUACAGAAACAGAACCGGAAUCAGUAGAUACCGAUACAGAAGAUAAAGAAUCUAGGGCAAAAAUUUGUAGUGCAAUUAGUAAUGGAAAUCAAGUUGUUACAAAAAAAAGAGAACUCAUUCCUAUUUUAAAGAAGAAAAGAGCGAUAGAGCCAUAUUCUACGAAAAGUAUUAAAAAAUUAACUCUUAAAUUAGAUGUUGAGGAUGUAUCAUCAGAUAAUCAAAUUUCAAGUAGCAAAUCGGUAAAAGAUAAUGUCUCACAAUCUGUUCCAAUGAAUUCGCAAUUAUCGAGUAAAAAAGGUUCUAUGUGGAAAGAUAAAGAUAGUAUUGCUGAAUAUCUUAUACUUGAAGAUAAUGAAACAAAUACAAAGUUAAACCCAAAAAGUACUACUACUACCGGUCCUUUCCCAUCACCAAUCACUCUAACAAAAAGGAGAAAAGAGCAUAGUAAUGAUAGAGAAUCUACAUCUACAAAAGAUACAGAUUUUCCAAUGUCACGUAAUGGUGAAAGCCAUAACGUUGACUCUGAAAAAAGUACAAAAUCGUUGAUAUUCAGACGUACCAGAAAUGUAUCAAAAGACGAUACUCUAGAGGAUUGUGAAAGCUUUUACGGGAGCGAUAAAGAAACCGAUGAUGUUUUAAUUUUUUCCGAUGAUACAGAAAUUGAUGUUGGAAGUUCCAGUUCAGAUGGAGAAGAUACAAAUUUAGGAGAACAUGUUGAGCACCUCUUGGGCAAGAUACAGGCUGAAAAGUUAUCACAGGAAAUGCAACAUAAAACAGAGGCAAAGAUCUCUAGUGAGAAGAGACUAUUUAAAGUUUCAACCAGUUUAUCCAGGACAGGUUUGGAGAAAAAUAUUUUAGAAUUUGAACAAGCUGCUCAACUGAUGUUACAUAGAAUGGAUGUCAUGUUGAUGAGCAUCAGUGGCAUCAGUAAUGAAAAAGAUCCUACUAAGCGUCUGGAGGUACUAAAGAGCGAAGUUAGUACACUUGCGCCAGAUGCAGCAGCUUUGAUUAGCAAAGGCGACGGUCUAGUCAUGACAGUGCAUACAUCUGAUCCUGUUAGAGCUGAGAAAAUAAAAAAUGAACAUCAGGAUAAGUUAAGAAGUAAAUGGCACCAAGUUAUGUCGGAAAUAGACACAAGACGCAUACAAGCGCAACGUGGAGAAGAAUUAUUGCGACAGUAUAAUAAUAUAGUAGCAGACUUUGAAGAUUGGUUUAGAGAUGUGCCAUUGAAACUUGAACAAGUAAACAAUUAUGAGGGCCAAUUAGAAUCAUUUACUGUUGAAUUUGACGCAAAGCAAGAGCAAAUUCAUAAAUUAAACGACUUGGCUAUUGAAUUGAAAAGAUUAAAUAUUGGAUAUUCCGAAACUAUACGUUAUAGCAUUAACAGUAGGUGGCAGGAAGUUAGUUCACAAUUUAAGAGAUACAGUGGUAGUAAGGAUAAGGACAAGCACGUAACAGAUAAAAAAGUUGAAGUGGAUGUGGGAGGAGUUGAUAUGCAAGAGUUUACUACAAGAGUCAAUAAGAUUAGAGAAGCUGUCGUGACUGUGACGAGAUCUUUAAAUUCAGUGCCCCUGAAUGGCGAUGAUUAUGAAAUGUUUUCGAGUCAAGAGGAAUGCCUGAAAAAAAUUAGUAAUGCAUUAAAUAUUCUUAAACCAAGCAUUGAAGAAAUUAACACUGUCUUCGAAAACGUUGCUUCUCAGUUAAGAAGGGAACAAGCUGAACAAAUCAGACGUUUGAGCGAUAAAUUACGGGACGAAUGGAUAAAUGUUAAUCAGUGUUACGUAGACAGACACAAUCGUUGGAGUAAAUGUUACGAAAAAUGGAAAGAACUUUGUAAUACAUGUCGGACUUUUUCUGAUUGGCUGGAUAAAACGGAAGAGUCAUUCAAAAAAAUAAGUUCUCUUGGUCCUUCUAAAACAUCGAAAACGAAAAUAUUUGAAUUGGAACAAGAGAUUUCUAGAAUGCAAAGGACCAUGAAUAAUAUUAACGUUACAAGUGCUAGUAUGCUAAGUCGUGCUAAAGCUGAAGAUAUGGUGGAACUAAGAGAAAUUAUCGAAACGAUAAAACGUCGUUGGCAAAAUAUCAUAGCUGAUUUAAAUACACGAAAAGAAAAGAAUUUUGCUAUGGAGAAGAAAGUGAAUAACGAAGGUAGAAUUUUAGAAAGUGCUUAUAAUAUUUUGGAACAAAUCAAUUCAUUAUUAGUGUCAGUAGCAAAUCCUUCAGAUGAAACUUCCUUAUCAAUAAGAUUGUCUUUAAUUAAGGCCAGACAAGAAGAACUUUCUUCUCGAAAAAGAGCAUUACAGAAUUUAAUAAACCAAAAUGGUAUUCUUCCAGGAGAAGAUGAAUGUAACUCGUUACUUGCUGAUAUGGACAAGGCUAAUACGAGUCUUUCCAGUCAUCGGGAAUAUGUUGAAAAUAAACUUGCGUCUCUUAAAAAAUAUAUUUGUACUUUAGAUGUUGUUAUGGCGUGGGUCAUGGAAACUCGAACGAGAAUAAAUAUAUCUCGAGAAUUACACCAACAUGAGCGGAACGAAGUUAUUAACAAUGUAAUGAUGAAAGUUGAAGAUCGAGAAAUGGAGGUGAAGGAUGUAUUAGAGAAUUACACCAAUUUGGAGAAAGAAUGCGAGUCUGCAAAACAACCUAUUUCUGUCGAACUACAAGAAAAGUUGAAAAAGUUACGAGAAGAUUGGCAAUUUGUGAAAAGUAAUGGAGAAUCACACGGUCUCAAUGUUAAAUCUGCUGCAACUGUUGGACCGACGACGCAAGGAAUCGAAGUCGAAAAGGCUGCAGGAGCUGCGCCGGGGGCAUCGGGUGCAACUGCAGGGGGCCCUCGGGGGUUGACACCUUCCCCUGGCCCCUCGACACCCUCCACCCCUAUCACUACCACUAGUCCUUCGGUUUGCACCACCUCGCCAUCGUCCUCGCCCUCGCCUUCAUCCUCGCCCUCUGCCCUCGUAGCGGGCUUUGACAAAUCGGUGCUACAGAUACGCGAUUGGUUGACAGUCGAAGAAGAGAUGCUGCGAAAACAGGCGGUGGUCGUCGGCGAUGUCGGCGAAAUUAUGGAGGCGCUUGAUAAACAAAUGGAUGUUCUACGAGAGCUGGGACAGAAAAAGCCGCAACUGGACGAGCUGGUGCACACCGCGGAAGCGCUUCGCGCGGACACGAAUAGACAGCAAGUGCACGGUAAAGUUACGAAGCUGAGGGAGCACUGGGACGAGAUGAACUCGAAAAUGAUGCAGAGGAAGACGGAGUUGGACGCGAUGCUCGGGGACAGCCAGCGAUACGAGGCCAAGAGGAACGAGGUAGAGGUCUGGUUGGCGCGAAUGGAAACUCGGCUGGAGAAAAUGCGGGCCGUCGGGCACACCGCCGACGUUCUCGAGGCACAGCUACGCGAACAAAAGUCGUUCCACGCCGAGCUCCAUCAGUACAAGCAUCAGAUCGAGCAGUUCAAUCAGCUCACGCAGAAGCUGAUCGCCGUUUAUCAGGAGGACGACACGACCCGCGUGAAAAAAAUGACCGAGACCAUCAAUCAGAGAUACAACAAUCUGAACACCAGUAUCAUCAAUCGAGGAAAACUGCUGCACUCCGCGAUGAACUCCCUCCACAACUUCGACCGGUCCCUGGACAAGUUCUUGGCUUGGUUGAGCGAAGCUGAGUCCUCGAUGGAGGGAUUGGAAGCGGAGGCCGAUCGACUAGGCGGACGACGGGACCAGGGUGCGCUCAGACGACCGCAACAUCAGCUUAAGGACCUGCAGUCGGAAAUCGAGACCCAUCGAGACGUUUACGCGUCCCUGAACGGCACUGGCCGGAAGCUGUUGAGCUCUCUGGCGAGUCAGGAUGACGCGGUUAUGCUACAGCGACGACUGGACGAGAUGAACCAGCGAUGGCAUCAUUUGAAGGCGAAGAGUAUGGCGAUAAGAAAUCGAUUGGAGAGCAACACCGAACACUGGAACGCUCUUUUGCUGUCUCUGCGCGAGCUCAUAGAAUGGGUGAUCAGAAAAGACACGGAACUGACUGGUCUGGGGCCUGUUUGCGGGGAUGUGGCCACUUUGCAGAAGCAAGAGGACGAUCAUCGCGGCUUCAGGAGGCAGCUGGAGGACAAACGACCGAUCGUCGAGAACAACCUGCUGAGCGGACGACAGUACAUCGCCAAUGAACCACCGCUGUCGGACACGUCGGAUUCUGAAGCCGGAAGAGAAUUGGAUGGUGAUUCGAGGGGCUACAGAAGCGCGGAGGAGCAGGCACGCGAAUUGACGCGCAGCAUUCGCCGGGAAGUGAACAAACUUUCGGAGCAGUGGAACGCCCUAAUCGAACGUAGCGAUGCGUGGAAGCGGAAACUCGACGACACCGCUAACAAAAUAUGUGUCUUCCAAAAGACGCUGGAGGAUCUGUCGUCGCGGAUGGCCGGCGCCGAGGCGAUCCAGAGCGGCUGGCAGAAUCCGAGCGACACGAGCGAGGCGGCGGAAUUGCUGAAGCAACUGGAGAAAUUCGGCGAAAGACUCCUGCCCAUACAGAGGAGCAUCGAGUACGCGAACGAUCAGGCGAGCGUGUUCGCGUCGAGCAGCGUCAUCGUUUCUCAUGCUUUGCGGGCGAAACUCGAAGAUCUCAACACCAGGUGGAAGGUGCUGCAAGUGGCGGUUGACGAGCGUUACAAGUUGCUAAGCGGAUUUGGAAAGGAUGGCAGCACUCCGAGUAGCCAGGCUUUCCUCGAGAGCAGCGUGGAACCACCAUGGGAGAGAGCCCUCACACCCGCCAAAGUGCCUUACUAUAUCAACCAUCAGUCGGAGACCACCCAUUGGGAUCAUCCGAAAAUGAUAGAGCUGAUGUCCUCUCUGGCGGACCUGAACGAAGUACGAUUUUCCGCGUACAGAACAGCGAUGAAGCUGCGCACCGUUCAGAAACGAUUGUGCCUGGACGUGUUGAGUCUUUCCACCGCAUUAGAGCAGUUCGAUUCGCACGGGCUACGGGCGCAAAACGACAAACUAAUCGACAUUCCCGACAUGGUGACAGUCCUGACGUCCCUGUACGAAGUGAUAACGGGGGACAAUCCGACGCAGGUGUCCGUCCCGUUGUGCAUCGAUUUGGCCAUCAACUGGCUCCUCAACGUGUACGAUAGCCAACGAACCGGUCAGAUUCGCGUGCUCUCCUUCAAGGUUGGUCUGGUCCUGUUGUGCAAGGGUCAUUUGGAAGAGAAAUAUCGAUAUCUAUUCCGGCUGAUCGCGGAUCCAAACAGGCUGGUGGAUCAACGAAAGCUCGGUUUAUUGUUGCACGACUGCAUCCAAGUGCCGAGGCAGUUGGGAGAAGUGGCGGCUUUCGGCGGGUCGAACAUCGAGCCGAGUGUCCGCAGCUGCUUCGAGAAGGCUGGAAAGGACAAAAAUGAGAUAGAGGCGGUGCACUUUUUGAGCUGGCUACAACAAGAGCCGCAGAGCAUGGUCUGGCUGCCUGUGCUUCAUAGACUCUCCGCCGCGGAGACCGCUAAGCAUCAAGCGAAGUGUAACAUAUGCAAGGAGUAUCCCAUCACUGGAUUUAGGUAUCGUUGCUUGAAAUGCUUCAACUUCGACAUGUGCCAGAACUGCUUCUUCUCUGGCCGUAAGGCGAAGAACCACAAGUUGACGCAUCCGAUGCAGGAGUAUUGCACAGCGACCACAUCUGGCGAAGACGUGCGCGACUUCACGAGAGCGCUACGGAAUAAAUUCAAGUCGAAGAGAUACUUCAAGAAGCACCCAAGGGUCGGUUAUCUGCCUGUGCAGACCGUUUUGGAAGGGGACGCGUUGGAGAGCCCUGCGCCGUCGCCGCAGCACAGCUCCCUCAGCCAGGACAUGCACUCCCGUUUGGAGAUGUACGCGUCCCGGCUGGCGGAAGUCGAGCUGUCGCGUACAAGAAGCAACUCGACGCCGGACAGCGACGACGAGCAUCAGCUGAUCGCCCAUUAUUGUCAGAGUUUGAACGGUGGGGACAACGUGAACGUGCCGAGAAGUCCGGUGCAGGUGAUGGCUGCGAUCGACGCCGAACAGAGGGAGGAGCUCGAGGCGAUGAUACGCGAGCUGGAAGAGGAGAACGCGACGCUGCAAGCGGAGUACGAACGAUUGCGCUCGAAACAGACGCCUGGUUCGACGCCGGAAGACGGCCACGGCAACAGACAGCCUGACUGCGACAUGAUCGCCGAGGCGAAAUUGUUGAGACAGCACAAGGGUAGAUUAGAAGCGCGUAUGCAGAUACUGGAGGAUCAUAAUCGUCAGCUGGAGGCGCAGCUGCAGAGACUCAGACAACUUUUGGACGAGGUGCGCUCGAGUUUUGUUACUUUUGCAACGAUUCUACAAGCUCCAAACGCUUCCUCGCCAUCGAAAACAGGGACGCUGCAGACGCGAAGCGUGACUGCAUCUCAGCUGGCGACCGAUUCGCCUGCUAAAAUGAACGGGCACUAUCACGAUUCUCCAGGUGGUGGAGGCUCGAACGAGGGAAGAGUGAGCAGUUUAGAGAGGCCACCACCGCCACCGCAUUCUCACAGCGUUGCCCACAACGUGGGCAAUCUCUUGCACAUGGCAGGAGACUUAGGGAAAGCAGUCGGUGAACUGGUGACAGUGAUGACCAGCGAGGACUCGUCAAAAACGAACGGACAGAGGGCACCACCGCCGGCAUUCAAAUAACGACUAUUAUCGCGACACUGUUUCACAACACUGUCUUGCGUUUCAACGAUAUCGACGGACACGUCACGACGAAGAAAACGAAAUCGAUUCGAUCGAUACCGCACAUAUACAUAAAAAUCACUACGCGAUCCACGAACCUUCGAACGUUUCAAAUCAAUGACCAAUAAGAAGUCUGGCUCUAAACGCAUAUCAAAGAAGACGGUGUAUCACGCGCGCGCGCAAAAGAAGAAGAAAAAAAGAAUAAAAUGCAGGGUCAGGGGCGUCGCCAUAGUGGUUUUGGGUAUUUUAUAAGUUUUGAUAUACACCGUUGUAUAGCUAAAUUAUAUGGAAUAAGAUGAUUAUGGUUUUUGGCUUUGGCGGGCCCCUGAGUGUAACUUUACUACAUAUUGACACGUCAUAUCAUUGAAAGAAAAGUAACAUAAUCGUGCGAGAAGAAGAAGAAGAAAACGAAGGGGGGGAAAAAAAGAAACGAAUCAGUUUGUUGUAUGCUUGCUAGUUUGAAGAGAGGAAGAAGAUAAACAAAUACGGGAAAAAAAGUUGAAACGAAGAGGAAGUUGACGACGAUGAAAUGUAAUGGUUAUAAGAGAAUUACACGAAAGGAAAUAUCAUUAACAAUGCAUGCAAAAGCAAUGUAUCAAAUCACGUACUCUAUUCUAGAUCGUAGGUUAUAUUUACAUACCCAUUCUGUUCACUGCCACGGGCUCUUCCUCGACAUUAAAUAACAUACACGAUGUACAUGUUAUAUGAUGUGAUUCUAGACGACACGUUGAAAAGCAAAAACGAAAAGAAAUGGGGAAUCUUAGAUGGAUGAUGAAGAAAUAUAAUAGAAUGAAGUGACGAGAAGUGAGGAAGGUACGAAAGGGAAAUUCAUAUACCUGGCAUCAUUCCGUAUUUCCAUAAAUCCGGAAUUUUGCAUCGACACACGUUGACACACACGAA
This is a messenger RNA of Habropoda laboriosa, 13452 nucleotides long. RefSeq names its product dystrophin. The transcript is spliced from 50 exons. Gene Ontology annotation, cellular component: plasma membrane. The record is from RefSeq and is a predicted model, not a curated record. Gene Ontology annotation, molecular function: zinc ion binding; protein binding. Gene Ontology annotation, biological process: synaptic signaling. The coding region runs from base 1 to 12513 and encodes 4170 amino acids. Lineage: Eukaryota; Metazoa; Arthropoda; Insecta; Hymenoptera; Apidae.